UCUGUGAUUCCGCAGAUCACGACGAGGAUGUACGACGAAGAGUUUCUUGUCGGCGUUAUAUACAUUACUGAAGGGUUCUUCUAACGAAGACCAACAUUAUUGGUAGCAUCACCACACUCUUUUGUACCAUCGCUCGCAGAUUUGCAUUCAGUGCCCUCAGUUAUGCUGCUCUUCGCUUUCACAUCCCUUGUGGGCUUAGCUGUACCCGACUAUGUCCGCCCAUACAUCGUGCGCGCGUACGCACUGGACGGGUAUCGUGUUGGAUCUCAAGUCUACCGCUUCCCGGUGACCGGUCCUUCCUCGGACUACGCCUUCACACUGAUCAGCACUGCUGCUCCUGCUAGCACGAGUCUUGGUGUGCUCCCUCAUACCCAUGCUAUCCAUUACGAGAACUUCUACUGCCUCAAGGGCCGGUACGCUCUCUGGGCCAGUAGAGACAACGUCACAUCAGGACGCAUCCUGACACCCGGUGACUAUGGUGCUGUUCCCCAUGACACAACUCACACCUUCCAGCUCCUCGAUCCAUUCGUCGAGCUCGUUGGCGUUAUCCAGCCCGGUGGCUUUGAAGACCUCUUCUACUUCCUCGCAAGCGCCAACUACACAUCCUCCACCGACUCCCCUUUCCCGCAAGGCAACUUCUCCGACCCCGGCGGCGACUCCGAACUGAUCACCAAACUCGAGAGCUAUGAUGUAUACGCCAAGCUGACUUUCAGCCCGCCAAUGGACUUCGGCGCGAAUGGUGCCACAGAGGAGGAUGCGAUUUGGCACAACGGUGCCAACGAGCUCGGUAAGGAUGCCCAGACGCCGUUCUUUGUUGCGAAAGGAUACGGACCCAAGUAUCUCGCUGGUGACAAGGAAUCUUCGUACGCCAUUGUCGAGCCUUUCAUCACAAGUCAGCAGUCUGAUGGCAACUUCACCGAGGGCACGAUUACUUUGUCGAAACCUGUUGCCGGAUCUAAGCCUGCGACAUACUCCCUGCCCGGUCACACGGCGCUCGAGGUAGUUGACGGGCUUGUCAGCGUGAAGGUUGGUGGCUUUGAGGGAAGCACAACACUGUCAGUCGGUGACGUUGUCUUUGUGCCUGCGAACACAACUUUCAGCUUCUGGGGCGAGUCUGUGUACUCAAAGGUUCUGUAUGUCGGUGCUGGAGAGGACACGGUCGAUGCUAGGAUCAGGAAGGAUGCCCAGGUGUGGAAUUCGGCUACAUGGCCGCAGUAAGCCCUCAGUCAGCUAGGAGGUUUUCGUAUUGAUUGCUGUAAUUAUAUAGCAUCCUGUGACUGCUUAGGUACUGCAGGUCCAGUGCGGGAUUGGCGUCAGCCGCGGCGUACGAAGGAGUAGGAUCGUGUCAUUUGUGUGCGGAUAUCUCAUACUUGAAAGCUGCGAGCAGUUAAGCCCAUCCUUCUUCGUGCAAUACUUGGCGUUUACUUCUGCAAUCUUGGCCUUGGCGAUGCA
Didymella exigua CBS 183.55 is the source of this 1452-nucleotide messenger RNA. Its product is annotated as quercetin 2,3-dioxygenase. NCBI's taxonomy places the organism in Eukaryota, Fungi, Ascomycota, Dothideomycetes, Pleosporales, Didymellaceae. Bases 163 to 1218 code for a protein of 351 amino acids. The record is from RefSeq and is a predicted model, not a curated record. The transcript has 3 exons.